Molecule: messenger RNA, 1338 nt
Organism: Penicillium argentinense
Lineage: Eukaryota; Fungi; Ascomycota; Eurotiomycetes; Eurotiales; Aspergillaceae
Product: putative ribosome associated DnaJ chaperone Zuotin
Exons: 2
Coding region: 1-1338 (445 amino acids)
Biological process (GO): 'de novo' cotranslational protein folding; regulation of translational fidelity
Cellular component (GO): cytosol
Molecular function (GO): ribosome binding; Hsp70 protein binding
Source: RefSeq, a predicted model, not a curated record
AUGGCUCCCGUCCAGGUUGUCAACGUUUCCCUCCCCUCCCUGCCCCAGGGAUGGGCUGCCGACAAGGACUUCAAGGCCGUCGGUGGUCUUUCUGCUGCUACUCAGCGUAACGUCGAGCCCGUGGGCCCGCACUUCCUGGCCCACGCCCGCCGUAAGCGCCAGAACCGUACUUUCUCUGAGGAUGAGCGCAUCCAGGCCGAGCAGAAUGUCAAGAAGACCGAAGAUGAGGAGGACAUGGAUAUCUCCGAGCCCGAGGACCCAAUGAUGCUCUCCCGCGAGGCCAAGGACUGGAAGGGCCAGGAUCACUACGCCGUUCUGGGCCUGAGCAAGCACCGCUGGCGGGCCACCCCCGAGCAGAUCCGCAAGGCCCACCGCAAGAAGGUUCUGCGUCACCACCCCGACAAGAAGGCCGCUAUGGGCAAGAGCGAUGAGAACGACAGCUUUUUCAAGUGUAUCCAGAAGGCCACUGAGCUGCUUCUGGAUCCCACCCGCCGCCGCCAGUUCGAUUCCGUCGACGAAGGCGCCGAGAUCGACCCUCCCUCCAAGAAGGCCGCCCAGAAGGACUACUUCAAGGCCUGGGGCCCCGUUUUCGAGGCCGAGGGCCGCUUCUCUAAUAAGCAGCCCGUGCCCCAGCUGGGUAACGAUGAUAGCACCCAGGAGGAGGUCGAGACGUUCUACAACUUCUGGUACAACUUCGACAGCUGGCGUUCAUUCGAGUACCUGGAUGAGGAUAUUCCCGACGACGGUGAGGGUCGUGACCAGAAGCGUCACACUGAGAAGAAGAACGCCAACGCCCGUCGCAAGCGCAAGCAGGAGGACAACGUCCGCCUUCGUGAGAUGCUAGACGAACUGAUGGCCGGUGAUGAGCGUAUCAAGAAGUUCCGUCAGCAGGCCCGCGCUGGCAAGGACGCCAAGCGUAAGGCCAAGGAGGACGAGGCCCGCCGCCUGCUCGAGGAGAAGGAGCGUGCCCGCCGUGAGGAGGAGGAGCGCAAGCAGGCCGCCGAGGAGGCCGCUAAGGCCGAGCGCGAGAAGAACAAGAAGGCCAAGGAGGCCGCUAAGAACGCCGCCAAGAAGAACAAGCGUGUUCUCAAGGGCUCCGUCAAGGACGUCAACUACUUCGCUGAAGGCGAGGCCUCCGCCGCUCAAGUCGACUCUGUUCUCGGUGAUGUCGAGCUCAUUAUGGGCAAGAUCGAUGUUGACGAGCUGGCUGCUUUGGCUGAGAAGCUGACUCUUGCGGGCAAGGACGGCGCUGCCGUCAAGUCUGCCUGGUCCUCCGAGGGCCAGCGUCUGGUCGGUGCUGGCAAGGUCAAGGAGGGCGAGCUGAAGGCCUUCGCUUAG